UGUGCGCUGUCAGAUUAGAGUUUAAUCCGUGGGGUUACGGUCAGAACGGGAACAAUCGCUAGUUACACCUGGAACUGGGCUCGAUAACCGCGAGGAAACGUUGGUUUGAAAGCGAUGGGUUUUAUGGAUGAAUAAUCUAAGUAAUCCAAGCAAUUUGAUAAUGAGAUUACUGACUAACGUUUACGUUAGCAUUCAAAUGGAUUGCAAGUGAUUUGUCAAUCUGAUAUACCCAGCUAGUUUGCUAGCUAACUGUAACUCUUAAAAAGUCGAUAAUCGCAUUAAUUUUAUCCACUAACUAAAUAUUCAAUACUUUUACUACACGGGACAAUCACCACUUUUUCUCCGUUUUUUAUGGUCCAUAUCAAUUAGUGACAUUUGACACGGAUUUACGCUGUUAGCAAUCGAACCUAAUCAAAUCAAUCUUCUCGGAAAGAAAACAAAUCUCUAUUAACUCUCAUAACUUCAAGACAGAGUAACCAGCUAGCGCUACAAACUAGCUAGUAAAGCUAGCUCAUCAAACUUGGUCCUGAGUGGAGGCCAGACGGAACUAACAUGUCUGGAAAAGACAAAGACAAGGAGAACGCCGGAGAAAAACAAUCUACAACUGAGCGGCUAGUAAAAGCCGUGCCGUACCCUCCCCAGCAGCAUCUGUCUAUGAAGGAGCUGUUUGAGGAUGGCAAGCCCAACGCAGAGACGCUCCGCACGCACCUAGUGAAGGAGGGCCGGCUGGAGGAAGAGGUGGCCCUCCGGAUCAUCAACGACGGAGCCAACAUACUGAGACAGGAGAAGUGUAUGCUGGAGGUAGAGGCACCCAUCACAGUGUGUGGAGAUGUCCAUGGCCAGUUCUUUGACCUAAUGAAGCUGUUUGAAGUGGGAGGCUCACCCAGCAACACACGUUAUCUGUUCCUCGGAGACUAUGUAGACCGAGGCUACUUCAGUAUUGAGUGUGUGCUGUACCUCUGGUCACUCAAGAUCAAUCACCCGACCACACUCUUCCUCCUGCGAGGGAACCACGAGUGCCGGCACCUCACAGAGUACUUCACCUUCAAACAGGAAUGUAAGAUCAAGUACUCAGAGCGCGUGUAUGAUGCCUGCAUGGAAGCCUUUGACUGCCUGCCCCUCGCUGCUCUCCUCAACCAACAGUUCCUGUGUGUACACGGCGGUCUCUCCCCAGAAAUCAACUGCCUAGACGACAUUAGGAAAUUAGACAGGUUUAAGGAGCCUCCAGCGUUCGGCCCUAUGUGUGACCUGAUCUGGGCUGACCCAGGAGAGGACUACGGCAGUGAGAAGACAGCAGAACACUUCAACCACAACUCUGUGCGAGGCUGCUCCUACUUUUUCAGUUACCCGGCAGUAUGUGACUUUUUGAUCAAUAAUAACUUGUUGUCGGUAAUAAGAGCACACGAAGCACAGGAUGCAGGGUACCGGAUGUACAGAAAAAGCCAGACUACAGGCUUUCCUUCAUUAAUUACAAUCUUCUCAGCACCAAAUUACCUAGAUGUAUACAACAACAAAGCUGCUGUAUUAAAGUAUGAAAACAAUGUGAUGAACAUUCGGCAGUUUAACUGCUCCCCCCACCCCUACUGGCUGCCCAACUUCAUGGACGUCUUCACCUGGUCUCUGCCCUUUGUUGGAGAAAAAGUGACAGAGAUGCUGGUGAAUGUGCUUAACAUCUGCUCGGAUGAUGAACUCAUGUCAGAAGGAGACGACCUGUGUGAAGAAGACGGUGGAAUCCCAGCAGUGCGCAAGGAGGUGAUCCGGAACAAGAUCCGAGCCAUCGGGAAGAUGGCCAGAGUCUUCUCUGUUCUCAGGGAGGAGAGUGAGAGUGUGCUGACACUCAAAGGACUGACCCCCACUGGGUCGCUGCCUCUAGGAGUGUUGUCAGGGGGCAAAGAGACCUUGCAUACCGCCGCCGCUGAGGCAGCGGAGGCAAAAGCUAUUCAAGGCUUCUCUCCCACGAGGAAGAUCAAGGACUUUGCGGAGGCACAGAGCCUGGACAAAGUCAACGAGAGGAUGCCCCCACGCAAGGAUGGCCAGCAGCCGGUCAACCCAAACGCCCCCAAGAACGGCACAGGCUAGGCCUGGAGAUUGACCCCCCACCAGGCCAUGGCCCUGUCUCAUACACCAAAACGAUCUUUAUAUCUUCUUUCUUUCUCUCUCUCUCUCUCUCUAUCUCUCUAUCUCUAUCUCAUCUAUCUUAUCUAUCUUAUCUAUCUAUCUCCCUCUCUGUCCUAUUGUGACUCUGCACCCUGCUGGCCUAUACAGUUGACAAGCACAGGACAUGUAGGUAGGAAAGACACCACCGCACUGGGAGAAUGGUUUCAGCCACCACCGAGCACAACCAUGAAAAAAACUAAAACCUAUUUUAUUUAUUAAAUUAAUUAUAUUAGGUAUAUUAUGUAAUGCUACAAUUUUAAUGAAAGCAUACAUUUCUAAGAUGUUCAAAUAAGCAUAUAACUAUGGUAAAUGUCAAAGAUAAAGACCAUUUUGUAAAUUUGAGUUGAUCGAGGAAGCUAGUAAAAUUUGUCAAUUCAAGUUUUUCUAUUGUUCUUUUAUGUGUUUUGCAAAGGAAAGUUGACUGAAUCUACAGAUAUCUACAGUAUGUGUGCUCACAUACAUGUUUGUCCAUUUAAAGAAUAUUAUGAUGUGUAUUAAAUGGAGAGAAAGUAAUGAAGGGAAAGAUUUGACACCAUUGCAGAAGAUUAGUUUAUAGUAAAACAGUUUUUUAGUUUU
Coregonus clupeaformis (lake whitefish) is the source of this 2733-nucleotide messenger RNA. Its product is annotated as serine/threonine-protein phosphatase 2B catalytic subunit gamma isoform. Gene Ontology annotation, molecular function: calmodulin-dependent protein phosphatase activity; calmodulin binding. The transcript is spliced from 14 exons. The coding region runs from base 553 to 2079 and encodes 508 amino acids. Gene Ontology annotation, biological process: calcineurin-mediated signaling. Lineage: Eukaryota; Metazoa; Chordata; Actinopteri; Salmoniformes; Salmonidae. The record is from RefSeq and is a predicted model, not a curated record. Gene Ontology annotation, cellular component: calcineurin complex; cytoplasm.